Danio rerio (zebrafish) is the source of this 2493-nucleotide messenger RNA. NCBI's taxonomy places the organism in Eukaryota, Metazoa, Chordata, Actinopteri, Cypriniformes, Danionidae. The record is from RefSeq and is a predicted model, not a curated record.
AUCUGCCAAUCUGCAAACGUGACUAGCUAACAUCUGGAAUGGGACACCAGUUAACACGGUCACCAGUUAAACCGUAACACCGUUUCGACACACCCAAAAAUAACGUUGCAGCGGAGUGGAUCUUUACAAAUAAUACCUACUGGUCAUCAUCGGAAACCUUGUUUUAUAUCUACUGCAGUAUGAAGAACAUUUUAUUGUUCUUUCUAUGCUUUCAGGUCAUGAAUGGUGUGUUUGGUGAUUCAGUAUCAGUGAAGGAGGGAGAUUGUGUCUCUCUUCACACCGGUCUUGCUGAAAUAGAGAAGGAAGAUGUAAUACAAUGGAGGUUUGAAACCAUUGUCAUUGCUCAAAUCAUUAGAACGAUUAAUUCGAUCUCUAUAAAGGAGGAUGUCCUCAAUGGGAAAUUCAAAGACAGACUGAAGUUGGACAAUCAAACUGGAGAUCUCACUAUCAAAAACAUCAGAUCUGAACAUAGUGGAAAUUAUGACGUAAACGACUUCAAUACCUUAAACAAGAGCUUUAAUGUAACUGCUGUUGUAGAGGAAAAACAAUCAUUGAUAGUGAUGGAGGGAGAUUCUGUCAAUCUGCAACCUGAUGUUCCUGAAAUACUGAAAUACGAUGUGAUCCAAUGGAGGUUUGGACAACCUGUUGUAGCUAAAAUCAACAGAGUGAAUAGAAGUGUCUCCACACCUGAUGUAAGAUUUCGAUACAGACUAGAGGCAAAUUAUUUGACUGGAUCUCUAAAGAUAAGUAACAUCGCAACCAAUUGCUCGGGACUUUAUGAAGUAGACAUCCGCAGCAGCAACAAACACACUAUACACAAGUCAUUCUAUGUGACUGUCACCGGUGAAAAAAAAACUGAGUCUGUAUUGGCUGGAAAAUCUGUCACUCUGAAGACUAAUAGUACUAAAAUACUGAAAGAUGAGUUGAUAGUGUGGAUGUUUGGAGGCACUAUCAUAGCUGAACUGUCCAAAGUAGACCAGCGAUUCUUUUUGCAUGAUGAUGAUGAAGCAUUCAACGGCAGAUUGAAGUUGGACAAUCAGACUGCAGCUCUGACCAUCACAAAGACCAGUACUACAGACUCUGGACUCUAUCAGCUAAUGAUCAGCAGCAAGGGAUAUACCGUCCAUGAGAGAUUUGUUGUCAGUGUUACUAAUUCAGUUUUGGCUUCAUGUGCGGCUCCAGGUUGGUCUUCACGUACUGUCACAUGGAUUGUUUUUGGUCUUCUUCUUCUUCCGGCAGUUGUAGUUAUAGGCUUGGUCAAAUACUAUCGCAACAAGAUUGCUGAUCUAAAAAAAUCUUGUAACAAAGAUGAUCAGUUGGUGACUAACACUGAAAAUAAUUUAUAAAACCAAUCAAAAGGUAUGGUCAUUAAAAAUAGCCAUGUUUUUCUUAUGUGAGCCCAAAAUGAAGUAGCUGUACAGUAUCAAUAUGAAGUAGCUGUACAGUAUCAAUAUGAAGUAGCUGUACAGUAUCAAUAUGAAGUAGCUGUACAGUAUCAAUAUGAAGUAGCUGUACAGUAUCAAUAUGAAGUAGCUGUACAGUAUCAAUAUGCUGUCAUGCAGAUAGCUGAGCUUUUAAGCAACCACAAAACAAGUCAAAGGAAGGUAAAUGAUUAUUUGAUGUAAAGCUAAUCUAGGAAGAAAAUUGUACCUGUUACUCUCUGGAUGUGAUGCAUUCAUGCUAAGCUAAGCUGUUCCCACAAUAACUGGUCAUUUAUUCAUGUAUAGUUGUUGUUUUUAAGUCAGAUCAGAGUGACGUCACUCUUUCCUCACUUUUCCAGAAAUACUUGAGUUUGUGUUUAAUUCAAAAACCAUCCAAUGUGCCACUGACUGACUGACCACACUUGUUUAGCACAUUUAUAAGACUUUAGUGUUAUUUAGCUUUUGUGUUUACCAAUAGUAAAAAGUGUUAUAGUUUUGUGCAUCAUUACAUAUUUUCCUUUUUAUUUUAUCUGUCUAUAUUUUGUUUUAUCUUUGGGUUAUCUGUUGCUCUGAAUGUGAGAUCUGUCACUCUGUGAAUUAUUUUGACUAUUUUACACUUGUUUGUAUUAUAAAGUGUCUUUAUGCUGUCCUACAUGACUGCCUUAGGGUCUUUUCAAUCUGUAUUUUGUGUUAUUGUAGCCCUCAAGCUUCCGUUAGGACAAUUUUGUCCAAAAUCAUUUUAUUUAGAGUUUUUUACAAAUAGUUGCCUUAAUCUAAGCAGUUCAUGGUUUGGCUUCUUUUUCAAAGUUUACGCCAUGAGAUAAAAAAAGAGGACUCAAUUCAACAAUGUUAAGUGGUCGGAAAAUAACUCUUCUUAAUCUUUCCCUUUGGACAAAAUUGUCCACCCAUAGCAAAGGAAUGGGAAAUACUAAAAUCUAUAUAAUAUUUGUCCAAUAAAAAUCAAUUAAUCCAAGGCAUUGCAGAUAAAACAUAAACCAAAAUGAAAGUCUGAGUCUGUGCAACAUGCUCAAUGUGUCAGGCACACACUCUCACACACACACAAACACCCCCC